AUGUGGACUUCUGGUAGAAUGAGCAAUGCAAAGAGCUGGCUGGGACUUGGCAUGUCCUUGUACUUCUGGGGACUGAUGGACCUUACGACCACCGUUCUCUCCGGCACGCCAACACCACCAGGCAAAUUAGAAGCGCUCCUGUCAGAUAAGCCACAGUCACACUCGCGGACAAAGAGGAGCUGGGUUUGGAAUCAGUUUUUUGUUCUGGAAGAGUACACUGGAACUGACCCUUUGUAUGUCGGCAAGCUCCAUUCAGACAUGGACAGAGGGGAUGGAUCCAUCAAAUACAUCCUCUCAGGAGAAGGUGCAGGCAUCGUGUUUACCAUCGACGAUACCACUGGAGACAUCCACGCCAUUCAGAGGCUUGAUCGAGAGGAAAGGGCCCAGUACACUUUAAGGGCUCAAGCCCUAGACAGGAGAACAGGCAGGCCUAUGGAGCCGGAGUCUGAGUUCAUCAUCAAAAUCCAAGACAUCAAUGACAAUGAGCCCAAGUUCCUGGAUGGACCUUAUGUCGCCACUGUGCCAGAAAUGUCACCAGUGGGGACCUCUGUCAUCCAGGUGACAGCCACAGAUGCUGAUGAUCCAACCUACGGCAACAGUGCCCGGGUAGUAUACAGCAUUCUCCAGGGCCAGCCAUAUUUUUCUGUGGACUCCAAAACAGGUGUCAUUAGGACAGCUCUCAUGAACAUGGACCGAGAAGCCAAAGAAUACUAUGAAGUGAUUAUCCAAGCCAAGGACAUGGGAGGGCAGCUUGGAGGGUUAGCUGGGACCACAACGGUCAACAUCACCCUCUCAGAUGUCAAUGAUAACCCACCCCGCUUUCCCCAGAAACAUUAUCAGAUGAGUGUGUUGGAAUCAGCUCCAGUUAGCUCCACUGUGGGUAGAGUAUUUGCCAAGGACUUGGAUGAGGGAAUCAAUGCAGAGAUGAAAUACACCAUCGUGGAUGGAGACGGUGCAGAUGCCUUUGACAUUAACACAGAUCCCAAUUUCCAAGUUGGCAUCAUAACUGUGAAGAAGCCCCUGAGUUUUGAAAGCAAGAAAAGUUACACCUUGAAAGUGGAAGGAGCCAAUCCUCACCUAGAGAUGCGUUUUCUGAACCUAGGCCCAUUUCAGGACACAACAACAGUGCACAUCAGUGUGGAAGAUGUGGAUGAGCCCCCCAUAUUUGAACCUGGCUUUUAUUUUGUGGAGGUUCCUGAGGAUGUGGCAAUUGGAACAACCAUACAGAUCAUUUCUGCCAAGGACCCAGAUGUGACCAACAACUCAAUCAGAUAUUCCAUUGACAGAAGCAGUGACCCUGGAAGAUUCUUCUAUGUUGACAUUACAACAGGUGCCCUAAUGACUGCAAGACCCCUUGAUCGGGAGGAGUUUUCUUGGCAUAAUAUCACUGUCCUUGCUAUGGAAAUGAACAACCCUUCCCAGGUUGGAAGUGUUUCCGUCACAAUCAAAGUCUUAGAUGUGAAUGACAAUGCUCCAGAAUUCCCCAGAUUCUAUGAAGCUUUUGUAUGUGAAAAUGCCAAAGCAGGGCAGCUGAUCCAGACAGUGAGUGCCGUGGACCUAGAUGACCCACACAGUGGUCAGCACUUCUACUACAGCUUGGCUCCCGAGGCUGCUAACAACCCCAACUUCACCAUUCGGGACAACCAAGAUAACACUGCCCGGAUUCUCACCAGGAGGUCUGGCUUCCGGCAGCAGGAGCAGAGUGUGUUUUACCUGCCCAUCCUGAUAGCAGACAGCGGGCAGCCGGUACUGAGCAGCACGGGCACGCUGACCAUCCAGGUGUGCGGCUGUGACGACGACGGCCAUGUCCUGUCCUGCAGCCCCGAGGCCUACAUGCUCCCGGUCAGUUUGAGCCGGGGCGCCCUCAUCGCCAUCCUGGCCUGCAUCUUCGUCCUCCUAGUGCUGGUGCUGCUCAUUUUGUCCAUGAGGAGGCACCGGAAACAGCCGUACAUCAUCGACGACGAGGAGAACAUCCACGAGAACAUCGUCCGCUACGACGACGAGGGCGGCGGCGAGGAAGACACCGAGGCCUUCGACAUCGCGGCCAUGUGGAACCCGCGGGAGGCGCAGGGGGGAGGCGCCCCCAAGACGCGGCAGGACAUGCUGCCCGAGAUCGAGAGCCUCUCCCGCUACGUGCCUCAGACGUGCGCCGUGAGCAGCACGGUCCACAGCUACGUGCUGGCCAAGCUCUACGAGGCCGACAUGGACCUGUGGGCCCCGCCCUUCGACUCCCUCCAGACGUACAUGUUCGAGGGGGACGGCUCCGUGGCCGGGUCGCUGAGCUCCCUGCAGUCGGCCACGUCGGACUCGGAGCAGAGCUUCGACUUCCUGACGGACUGGGGGCCCCGCUUCCGGAAGCUGGCGGAGCUCUACGGGGCGUCAGAGGGGCCCGCGCCCCUGUGGUGA
Prionailurus viverrinus (fishing cat) is the source of this 2406-nucleotide messenger RNA. It is a transcript of the gene CDH20, whose product is annotated as cadherin 20. The coding region runs from base 1 to 2406 and encodes 801 amino acids. The transcript is spliced from 11 exons. Gene Ontology annotation, molecular function: calcium ion binding; cadherin binding. Gene Ontology annotation, biological process: adherens junction organization; calcium-dependent cell-cell adhesion; homophilic cell-cell adhesion. The record is from RefSeq and is a predicted model, not a curated record. Lineage: Eukaryota; Metazoa; Chordata; Mammalia; Carnivora; Felidae. Gene Ontology annotation, cellular component: catenin complex; adherens junction; plasma membrane.